Doryrhamphus excisus (bluestripe pipefish) is the source of this 1798-nucleotide messenger RNA. The record is from RefSeq and is a predicted model, not a curated record. NCBI's taxonomy places the organism in Eukaryota, Metazoa, Chordata, Actinopteri, Syngnathiformes, Syngnathidae.
CUUGAAAAAGAAGGCGGGGCCAAAGCAGGCGAACGGGUAGUCUCUGGUGUUUGUACAUUGCCAGGCUGAGUCUGAAGUUUGUGUUCUCCGGAGUAGGAGGAAUUGAACCUGAAGACACAGACGGCUAUCAAACACCAACCGCCAUCAUGCUGAUUCUCCUCGCCGCCAUCUUCGCCCUCCACAUCAUCGGCAUCAUUCUCCUUCUGGUGGCUACCAUUGACAACGCUUGGUGGGUGACUGAAACCAUUUCCACUGACGUGUGGGCCAGGUGGAUAUACAGCAAUGGCGUGUGGAACUACACCGACCUCCCCACGGGAUCACACUACCCAGAGGACUACCUCCAGGCGGUGCAGGCCAGCUCGGUGCUCGCCUGUAUAUUCUCCAUCCUGGGCAUCUUUGUGUUUGUAGUUCAGCUCUUCACCUUGAACAAAGGACAGAGGUUCACCAUCUCGGGCGUCUUCCAAGCCCUCGCUUGUCUCUGCAUCAUGAUCGCGGCAUCCAUCUACACGGACCGAUUCCAUCUCAACGAGAAUUUCGGUUCGUACGGUCACUGCUACAUCCUGGCGUGGAUCUCCUUUGUUCUCACGUUCGUCUCCGCCAUCACUUACUUUGUGCUACGCAAGAAAACGGCAUGAGAACGACGCUGGAGUUAACUCCGUUUGACUGGAUCUCUUUUAGCGAUAGAAAAAUCUUUGAUUUGUAAUUACGGAGCGAUAGACUGUAACAUUCCAAAAUGGCAGUAAAAGACAGGCACAAUCUAUUUUCCGUUGCUCCACAAUGGAAUACAGUAAACCUCGGAUAUAUCGGAAAUUCGCUCACAACGGACAGAUAAAAAAGAACCGAUUUUUCUGUAAUGCAUUUCCAAUAAAAAUUCAUUGCAUAUAUCGGAAUUUUUAUAACGGAUUUCGCCUAUUUCGGACAAAAUCUCCAGUCCCGUUCCAAUGCAUUUCCAUGAAAUGUCCCUCGCAUAUAUCGGAUGGCCGCAUCGUGGCGCUCCGAUUCGCCGAAUCGUGACAGGCCGCUAUACGACGUCAUUUGCAGCGUUCAGGUACAUUGGAAACAUAGUCAAGGAAGUGCCUUUUUAUAACGGAUAAAAUCCGAUUUACGCAUUUACCGGAUAUAAAAUCCUUCCAUUUUCCGGUAUACGCAUAUAACGGAUUUCGCUUAUAUCGGACAAAACCAGUGGGAACAAUUGAAUCCGAUAUAUCCGAGGUUUACUGUAAUAUUUCUAGUCGGUUUGGCCUAAUUUAAAAAAAAAAAAAAAAAAAAAAGCUUAAAUAAAGAAUGAUUUUUAAUUUCUAGCAACCUCACAGGUUUUCUUUGUACGUACAUUUAAAUAUGAAUAGAAGUGGAUAAAAAGGGGUGAGCCUAUUAUUUUUCAUGUUUUGUUUUUUUUUUGUCAUUAUUUUAUCAACUUAAACGCAUAUACUGUACUUCCUCCCGGUCACUAAUUCAACCGCCGCAUGACACCUGUCCAUCACGGCUUGCGGUACACGCCGGUCACCGAGUGACACCACCGUGCAAAUGUCCAAAAAUGGCAUCCGAAGACGUUAAUAUUGUGUAACAGUACUAACCCGACAGAUAUUUAACGGUAAUACUUAAAUCCAACCUCUUACAAAUGGACCGCCUUCACUGCCUUGAAAAAGUCAUUGUCCGAUUCCCCCGAAAGUGACACGCCCAAACUGCCGUUCCAUACCGUGUGUAAAUAUGCUCCCUGUUAUGCUUUGUAUAUCUUAUGCUGUUUUGUCAUCGUGGAUGACGAGGAUUUUUACUAUAAUAAAACCAGAGUUUCAACCAA